AUGCAAUCCAUUUUCACUACUGAAGCUAGGGCCUCCGGUUCUAUGGAGUUGCCUCCACCGGCCAGUACGCGCACCCACUCCACUCCCUCGAGCUCCAUCGGAGACUUCCUCGGAAACGCUCGCGAGAGCAGGCAUGACCGCCGCCUCUCAGUGUCGUCCUUCGACGGCGACGCACCUCCGUCAUACCAAGACGUGGAAGCACUCCCUCUCCCAUCAUACUCCGAAAGGGGGCACAAAGAGCCAGUGACUCUCGCUAUGUAUCUCUUCAAAUUUGGGUUUCUGUUCCCGCCAUUUUGGAUCCUUGGUGCUUGCAUCCUGAUGUCGGAUCUGCAAACACCAGAAGCUCCAUCAUUCGACGAGCCCGAGCAUCUUGCUUGGCUCCCGGAUAAGACGCAAGCAGAGCGCGACGCCAUCGUACAGGAAAUGAGGCGCGUAGAGCUUAAAUGGGCGAGGAGGUGUCUUGCCGCAUCCAUCAUCAUCUGCACACUCCUGCUCGCCGGUGGCCUUUUAAUAUGGGCUGUUCUCCAACAAUAA
Messenger RNA from Pleurotus ostreatus (oyster mushroom), 534 nucleotides. RefSeq lists its product as uncharacterized. The transcript is spliced from 2 exons. Lineage: Eukaryota; Fungi; Basidiomycota; Agaricomycetes; Agaricales; Pleurotaceae. Bases 1 to 534 code for a protein of 177 amino acids. The record is from RefSeq and is a predicted model, not a curated record.